Messenger RNA from Zea mays, 1398 nucleotides. RefSeq lists its product as uncharacterized. The transcript is spliced from 3 exons. Bases 369 to 1268 code for a protein of 299 amino acids. The record is from RefSeq and is a predicted model, not a curated record. Lineage: Eukaryota; Viridiplantae; Streptophyta; Magnoliopsida; Poales; Poaceae.
GAGCGGCUGUGGAUCAAUGUUUUCGUGAAAAUUACCCGCCUGCCACUCGUUAUGUUGGUACCGGUUCGAGUUAUUUUUUUAGAUUGACCCCUUCCCCCAACCAGAACCUGCGACACCAGAGAGGCAGAGACAGCGACUUCGCCUCGUGUUCCUCUCCCCGGCGGCGCUAGGGUUGCACGCCCGGCGGCGCUACACCUCGCCGGCGGCGCUCCAACUCCCCGGCGGCGCUCCUAGCCGGUUGCUCCUCUCCGGCGACCACCCCUUCGGGCCUCUGUUCUCAUCUGGACGCAAGCAACAACAGCAAGUGAGCUCCGCUCCUCUCCAGUCAAUCACUUGAUUUUGCAUCCCUGCCGCCCUUGACUGAUCUAAUGGCUGAUAAGGCAGAUUGGUGUGAUGCCAAUGUGAGGCAUUUCAUUGAUGUAUGCAAAGGAGAGAUAGAUGCUGGGAAUCGGCCGAUGGGAAUGUUCACCAAAACUGGUUGGAAAAAUCUUAGAACUAAGCAUGAAGAAAAAACAGGCCAGAAGCUAACCAAAAAACAAUUAAAGAAUAAGUUGGACAAUAUGAAAAAGGAAUAUACAUGGUUCAUGGAGUUCAAGAAUUAUGCCACUGGGCUUGGAUGGGAUGAGGCAAAGCAAACAGUUGACUGUUCUAAGGAAUGGUGGGAUGAACACCUUGCUAGAUGUAAUAAUCCUGGAAAAGGUAUUAAAUGCAACCAUGUGAGGUUCAGAAAACAAGGACCCAAGCACCUUGAUGAUCUACAUAUAUUGUUCGAUAAGGUACACGUUAGCGGGGCUACUGCAUCCUGUCCUGGAGAUAUAUCCUCGGAUGAGUCAAGUGAUGAUGAUGUGGUUGAGGUACAAAAAACUGUUGAUAAUGUUGAUGUGAAGCUGGCUGCGUUGAAGAAAUCAAAACUAGGAAAAAGGAAGCGUAAGGACUGCUCUACUGCUACUAAAGAGAAGGAUGAGAAGAGCCCAUUCUUUCGACUGUACAAGAACACAUGUUUGAAGAUAGAAACUGCAGCAGAGAAGAUCUCCACAAGUGUUGAAGCAUCAUCGACUCCUCCAACCAACCCAGUCCCUAGUAUUGCAGAGGCCAUGAAGAUGGUGAAAGAUUGUGGGGUGCAAGAAAAAACUGCACUAAUGCACACAGCUACCUUCCUAAUUGUGAAGCCUGAAUUUAGGGAGGUCUUCAGCUUACUAGAAACAAAUGAAGGAAGGCUAGAUUUGCUUGAAAGGGAGCAUGAAAAGGAGUCGAUUAAGCGGAUGUAGAACACUUUCAGUGCCUUUAUUUUCAGAAUUGUAUUGUGAACCAAUAUUUUUUUAUUUCCCAAUGUUAAGAACUAUAUUUUUUCGUGAGUUGUGUUGUGCUUGUAAUGUACUAUAUUAUUUGCUUCUAUCA